GCAGAUGACUUGACAAAAUAGCCCGGGGUCAUUUAUUGAAUGGGCGUUACUACUUUAUAUGACAUAUUAUACAUUUAAUAGCAAUUUAAAAUAGCUAGCACUACACUUUGAGGGCGUACACUUCUAUUAUGAUAGUUUUAUGACUUCGUUGUAGCCUCCGGACUGCAGUGUUGGCAGUUGCCUCAGCUUAAGCCGUACAUAUCGUCCUCGCAGUGACUGUUAUUUUAAGGUCUUAUUAUGUGGGUUUUUGGGUACGGGUCUCUUAUAUGGAAAGUGGAUUUCCCUUAUGAGGAAAAGAGAAUUGGUUACAUAAAAGGCUUCAGCCGUCGGUUUUGGCAGGGAAGUACCGAUCACCGGGGGAUACCGGGUAAGCCUGGCCGGGUGGUGACACUGGUGGAGGAUCCUGAGGGGUGUGUUUGGGGCGUUGCCUACAAGCUACCGGCCGGCCGGGAGCAGGAAGUGAAGAGUUACCUUGACUACCGAGAAAAAGGUGGUUAUCAGGUCAUCACUGUUACUUUUCACCCCCGUCCACCGCUCUCUGCGCCGCCCAGCCAGACGCUGCUCUACAUCGGCUCUCAGGACAAUCCAGACUACCUCGGCCCCGCCCCCCUGGAGGAGAUAGCCAAUCAGAUUGUCAGCUCUACCGGUCCAAGUGGGAAGAACACAGAGUACCUGUUUCAACUAGCUGAUGCUAUGAGGACAAUCCUUCCAGAGGACACAGACACACACCUGUUUUCUCUUGAAACUUUAGUGAGAGAAAGACUACACAGUGUGCAGAAACACUCACACACUCAAACAGGUUAAUUUUGAUGAUAUCUUUAAAACUCUCAGGGUUUAAAAACAGAUAAGGAUAUUUGUUGGGUACAGAAAAUGUGUUGGCAAAGUCUGUUUUUAUUGUUACACUACAAUGUCACAAUACUGUCAAAAAUAUUCAGAAAAAACACCUUACAUUGCUAAUAAAAUGUAUUGAAAUAUGCUGGCCACUAAAUCAUCUUUGAAUAAGCUUGACUACACGUACGAUGACUCCUUCCAUUGAAUGUUUAUGGAGAUCCUUUGAAGUUAAUGAAAAUGACAAAUAUUUAAGGGGAUAUAUUUACAUACACAUUUUGUCUGAUUUUAAAACAUAAAAAUGUGAUUUAUGCGUUAACUGCUCUUUGAAAUAUAGAACGGACGCAACUUCAGUAGUAAAUUCAUUAAAGAACCCAAAGCAGUGCAUGACUUUUCAGUAUAUGAUUGUUGUGCCACUUUAUAAAAACAACAGAGACAGAAAUCUCAUAACAAAUAUCUACAAGUGAUGUUUUGAUUAUGCCGAUUUAUGAUUGUAAAGGGCUAUUUAGAUGAUUAAAAUUACACUGUAAAGAAACAAAGGUUUCCCAGACAACUUAUGAUCUUUUUUUUUAGAUAACUAAAACUAUAUUCAAUAUUAGAAUUGGGAAAACGUAUCAGUCAUGCCCAGAGAACUUUCCAGAGUAUCUUGUCUAAGCUGCUUAUGUAUACUGUAUAUGGUACAUUUUCCUGAUCACUCUUGGUGAUAUAAGAUCCAUGUUUUUGUGCAGUUGGAAUGAUCAUACUGCUUUAAUCACACUAUCACACAGUGUACAGCCACAUAAGCACACAUUGUUUCCUCCAGAUUGGGCUGAACAGCCAUGGUGUUUCUCAUUCUGCCAGCACACGUCUCAGCACAGUGAACAUAUCAAAGUCAACAGUACUGCAUCAGAAAAAGUCAACAUGCAGAAUAAAAACGAUGACAGCUC
Molecule: messenger RNA, 1754 nt
Organism: Notothenia coriiceps (black rockcod)
Lineage: Eukaryota; Metazoa; Chordata; Actinopteri; Perciformes; Nototheniidae
Gene: chac2
Product: ChaC, cation transport regulator homolog 2 (E. coli)
Exons: 3
Coding region: 238-804 (188 amino acids)
Biological process (GO): glutathione catabolic process
Cellular component (GO): cytoplasm
Molecular function (GO): glutathione specific gamma-glutamylcyclotransferase activity
Source: RefSeq, a predicted model, not a curated record